This is a messenger RNA of Manihot esculenta (cassava), 2178 nucleotides long. RefSeq names its product transmembrane protein 184B. Bases 563 to 1834 code for a protein of 423 amino acids. NCBI's taxonomy places the organism in Eukaryota, Viridiplantae, Streptophyta, Magnoliopsida, Malpighiales, Euphorbiaceae. The record is from RefSeq and is a predicted model, not a curated record. Gene Ontology annotation, biological process: transport. The transcript has 6 exons. Gene Ontology annotation, molecular function: transporter activity.
UUAAAUCUAGACUCUAUAGACAGCGGGACAACAACGAGCUGCCAUUAUUGGAUGCCAGUUGAGCGGCUUCCUCCUCAGUUCCUCCUCGUCGUCCUUCCUCAACCGCCUCCUCCCGGUUGUUAUUCCUUUCCCUCCUCCGUUGAUUUUAUCUCCUAAACCCUCUCUUCCAGAUCUCAAUAUUCUCCCCAAUUUAACCCUAAACUCGUUCUCAUUCAAUCCCAUCAAUCUUUCUUCAAUUUCCCUCAUUCUUUUUACUCAACACUAAUCAAAUCUCGCCUCUUUCAACAUUUCUAUUCAAAUCGCUAAUAAUUCAGCCUAAUUCGCGCUUUUCGCUUUUCGUUUCUUUCACAAUGAAGUUAGGGUUCCGAUUUUGCUAACAUCUCCUUCACUCUGACUUCGUUUUUGUCCUCGUUCUUCCGCCGUCUGCCUCCUCCGCCUAUCUGAAGACGAGGAGGCCAAUCAUACAGCUUUUUGAAUUUUCUUUUUUUUUUUUCAAUUUUUUUUCGAAACAAUCGUCUCCCGCAAAGGUAUUGAUUUGUUGUUGGUGGAUUAAUUUCUUGAAAUGGCGGGAUUGGUUCCAAUGUACUACAGCGUCAUCGCCUUCUUUUGCUCUGCUGGAGCAAUCGCGUUGGCCGUUUUCCACAUCUAUAGGCACCUCUUGAAUUAUACUGAACCUACUUACCAGAGAUUCAUUGUUCGCAUCAUCUUUAUGGUUCCGGUUUAUGCUUUAAUGUCUUUUUUGUCUCUCAUUUUGCCUACAAGUUCAAUCUAUUUCAAUUCCAUACGAGAAGUAUAUGAAGCGUGGGUCAUUUAUAAUUUCCUGUCUUUAUGUCUGGCUUGGGUUGGUGGCCCUGGAGCAGUUGUUCUAAGUUUAAGUGGUCGGGUUCUGAAGCCAUCAAUGUGUCUGAUGACAUGUUGCUUACCCCCAAUACCACUAGAUGGGCGAUUUAUAAGGAGGUGCAAGCAGGGAUGUUUGCAGUUUGUGAUUCUGAAGCCUAUCUUAGUUGCUGUUACACUCAUAUUUUAUGCAAAAGGGAAAUAUAAAGAUGGAAAUUUCAGUCCUAACCAAUCGUACCUGUAUCUUACUAUCACCUAUACAAUCUCAUACACAAUGGCUCUGUAUGCUUUGGCAUUAUUUUAUGUCGCAUGCAAAGACCUGCUUCAGCCCUUCAAUCCAGUUCCGAAGUUUGUUAUCAUUAAGUCCGUUGUUUUCUUAACUUAUUGGCAGGGAGUUCUGGUUUUUCUGGCUGCAAAGUCGAAGUUCAUAAAGAAUGCAGAGGAAGCUGCUCAGUUUCAAAAUUUUAUCAUAUGCGUUGAGAUGCUUAUAGCUGCUGUUGGUCAUCUUUUUGCGUUCCCAUACAAAGAGUAUGCUGGAGCAAAUAUUGGUGGAUCUUGUGGUUUUUCAGGAAGCCUUGCACAUGCCUUGAAGUUAAAUGACUUUUAUCAUGAUACUGUUCAUCAGUUUGCACCAACUUAUCAUGAUUAUGUGCUUUACAACCAUAGUGAGGGUGAUGAGGGCACAAGAAAGUAUCGAUCACGCACCUUUGUGCCAACUGGGCAGGAGAUGGAUGCUGUCAGACGAAACAAACUCAUGUUUGGAAACAAGUUGGAUGAAAUUCAACUCUCCAGUCACUCUUCUUCCGGUACAAGCACUCCCAAAAAUAUCACUCCAGUGCCUGAUUCUACAAAUUCUGAGACCAUGAAAUCUUCACUUCUUGUGGAUGCUUCAAAUUCUUUAUCCGUGCCAUAUGACAUGUCACUUAUUGACAUGGACAUGUCCAAUUAUCCUGAAAAAGUUCCUGCAGCUAAUGUUACUGGGAUUAGACAAGGAUAAUGCAGUAACUGCAGUAAAUAGGCAGAUGGAUGUCCUUGAAGAAGAAAGUUAAAGAGGAAUACGAGAAGUUAUUUCUAGUUUGGGGAAGCAUCUUACGCAUAAUUUUGAGCUGAUACUGGUGUCAAUUUUCUUGAGUGUUGAAGUCCAUUGUUCACUCUUUCUUUUGUUCAGCAUUGUAAUCUCUGAUGUUGGGCUUCCUGGCUCCCCCUGAUUAUCGGUAGUGGCCUAUUAUCCUAGGUUAAUAUCUUAUCCAUCUGCUUUGUAGAUACAAAACUUCUAGUUUCACACUUGCAACAUUGAGUUCCAAAAUGAAAAUGGGUUAUUGAAUUGUUGUAUUUGACUUA